AUUGGAUGACCAAUAUUAUUGGUUCCAAUAGAUUGGGUGACCAAUAUUAUUGGAUCCGAAUAUUAUUGGAUACCCAAUAGUAUUGUACAAUAUCUCCAAUAACGAUUGGUAUUGGUACAUGCCUAAUUUCACCUGCAUAUUCAGAUCCUUCUUUUAUAUCAACUGCGUUUUGUAUAUCAUGUCCGUUACUUUCGCAUGCACGUAAACGAGAUUUCGAUACACCUAUUAUACGAUCACAUAUAUUCUUUCCUUUUUGGACUUCACUGUAGCUCCUGCACAGUAAUUCUGUACUCAACUAAACCCGAAAAUUUCGAUUAUGCCGAUGUACAGCAGCGCAAAGUAGUGUCACAACAAUUACCUAAUCAAAAAUGAUACGUUCAGCUUCAGCCGUUGAGUGCGAUGAAAAGUUACUGGCAUUACCCGUUCUUUUGUGUAGUUUCAUUGUACUGGAUGAUCGUCUUUGAAUUGCUUCAGGAUUAAUGCACCAGCACUAAGAGAACCCAGAACGGUUUGGUUCGCAUGAGUGAGGGUUACUAUAUACGAAGCUGUUCUAAAUGGAGUAGUUGUCGCAGUUGUUGUUGUUAUAACUGAAGAAUUGUCUUUUCAGACCAAUGAUCCCACUAAUAAGGACAUGCCGCGCUUUCCGAAAUAAUCCUUUUGUGGUUCACAAUAAUUCUGUGGUAAAAUUUUCUGGCUCCAAUCGAACGUCCUACAUCUACGAAAUAUCUGCUUCCGCUUACAUGUUUAAUAAGAAAAUGUAUUGUUAUUCACUUAUUACAAAACUAGAAAUAACUCGUGGAAAACCACGGACGCACAGAAUCCGUAUAUUUUGUAAAAAUUUUCUAUGUUACCAGUUUCUAUAAAGUCGAAAAUUGGCUAAUUAGUCUAAUUAGGAUAAUUAUCUAAUUGAAAUCUGACCUCGAAUUCGGAUUCUCUAUCCGCGGUUACCCUCUGGUCAAGUUUUUAAGUCGUUUGUGUUUUGGGUUUUACCUAAUACGUUGGCGCUGUUUAGUGUAUUGGGAGCGUUCCGGCCAGACAGACAGACGGACAGAUAUGUCUUGGCUAUUCUUAUAUGGGAUAUUGUUUAUGUGCUUUUAUCGCUUAAUUUCGAACAUGACUAAUCAGGUAUUGGUAGGUAUUUGUAGUAUUUGUGCGUGAACAAGUGGGUUUUUUGUCAGCAGUGCGUUAAAUAAGCCAUGAAGGAACAUAUGAUAGAAAUAGAAAAAGCAUCCAUCACUAGAAGAUGGGGAAUUUAGUAACGGUUUGAAACUGCGUAACAAUUCAAGGAAACACCACAACUAUUGUUUAUCUUUUAUCUUUCGUUUAUCUCCAUAUAUUCCGCUUAUUGUUCAGGUAUCACAAGUUCUCCACAGACAGUGUUUCCACACAGUCGUCGUAUGAUCUGCUAGUUCCACAUGAUCCAAAAAUGCUGACUACAUCGGAAUUUAGUCACAAAAGAACUGUGGAUGAGGUGUUCAAUCGUGGUAUAGAUUUACUAAUACAAAAACGGAGUGCCACUCCAGCUACGAAGACAUUUUCGGAUUACUUCGUCGAUCAAUGGAUAACAAAAUUACCCUAUUGGUACGAGGGUGCUGCGUUUGGUAAACCAUCCACGAAUAAUGGUUGUGAAUCGACGAAUGCCAUUAUAAAACAAAAAUAUACACUCCGUAAUAAGUUACAUCUAUCGGCGUUUCUACCAAAAAUAGAACAAAUGCUAACGGAUUGGUCAAAGGCAAGUAUUUCAUCACCAUUUGCUGCUGCUACAAGUAUAUCUCCUGAUACGGAGCUGCAUGCUUACAAAUGGUCAGUGACGGACAAAACACGUUGUGAACCAUCGGGUAAGAGAAAAGGUAAAGGUCGUACAGCUUUAUUGCUGUAA
Molecule: messenger RNA, 1879 nt
Organism: Didymodactylos carnosus
Lineage: Eukaryota; Metazoa; Rotifera; Eurotatoria; Philodinida; Philodinidae
Source: the annotation of a GenBank genome assembly